Messenger RNA from Bursaphelenchus okinawaensis, 4551 nucleotides. Lineage: Eukaryota; Metazoa; Nematoda; Chromadorea; Rhabditida; Aphelenchoididae. The record is from the annotation of a GenBank genome assembly.
AUGUUUUCAGCCCCUCCCAAAAUAACUAGUCCAACCGCAGAUCAAGAACAGUUCGCUCAAUUGGGACAGAAGAUACGAUUGCAUUGUAAGACACAAGGAGUACCGCCACCCGACGUUAUUUGGACUAAAGUACGUUAAGUUUGUAGUUGUUAAAGGUUUGAAACAAUAGUAACAUAAAAAGUAAAUGAGCUCUACCUUGGCCAAAAAUAAAACUUAGUUUGAACGUAAAAACUAGGUAUAACAACAUACGGUCAAAAGCAUAAUAAGUAUAAGAACAUAUCGUUAACCCUAUAAGAAAUGUUAUAAGAACUUAGAGUUAACUUGAAAAAAGUCUAUAAUAACAUAGCACUAGAGUUUAGUUACAAGAAAUAAUAUGAAAGUAGUCUGGUUACAAUUAGAGCACAGUCUGCUUGUAUGGUGUCAAGUUUUGUUACACUUUGCGGUUUUAAUUAGACCUCACCAAGUUGUAUAAUUACUAGAUAUCACGUACGAAGUAUUAACGUCAUAAGUAUCUAAAUACGAACAAAUUAUGGAAUUUAAGGACUAUGUUAAGGUGUUGCGUUUAAAUGUACAAAAUUGUCAUGAUAUUUGGUGAUUAAACUGUAGAAACUGAAACAAGGCAAGAUAUAGGUGACAUCUAUAAGGUGAUGUUUUUGUAACUAAUAUUACUCGAUCCAAAACGGUGUUUUAAAGUUAAUUUCGAAAAGUUACAUAAAAAUUUAAUUAAACUUGCAAAUUUAAUUUUAAUUUUUAGUCUGGCCAAGUAGUAGCGCAAGGCGAAGUGUUAGCAAUCGACGAACUUACUCUCGCCGAUCAGGUAAGACAUUUACAAUAUCAGGUUGUUCAAAUAUGGAUGAGCCAAAAAUUUUUUUAAAAAAUUAAAAGGCAUUACAAUUUAUUAGGCUGUUCUCAAUCCUUUUUUCUCCUAGAACAGCCAAGUUCCACCUCCCCAUCCCUCCCUUUUCAGCCUCUCCUUCUGCCCCACUUUUAAUGCUGUAUAUCCGGCCCAUGCCUCUUGCAACUAAUAAAACAAAAAAUGUUUCACCAACGGAACAAUGAUAACAAUGAGAAAUUGUAGGGUAAAUAUGUUUGUCAUGCCACGAAUGUUGAAGGAACCGAUCGUGCGGCUACGCUUCUUCACUUUUCACGUAAGUUCUCAGACGGCCUUUGCUGAUUUCCCUUUUCUUCACCAGCUCCCAAACAAAACAUUUACCGUUUUUGUCAUUCAUCAAAACCUAAUUUAUGGUUAUGUUGGAACACAAAAAGUUAUUGUAAACUGCAAAACACUCGGGUAGAUCAAGAGGUGCAACCAAAUCGAAAUCAAUUUGGUUGCAAAGGUUUUGGAAGUAAAGUAAAGGGAGGAUAUGGUAGGAGGAGUACCAUACCUUUUAAUUUAGUGAUCAGAUUGAGUACAAAGCGCCAAAAUGCAGUACGAAGCUUAACUUCAAACAUAUUAAGGUAGGACAGAGUAAGGUAAUGUAGGGUAGGGUAGUACGAAAACAGAUCAUAUCACAAAAAAGUAAAAAUGCUUUAAAAAAUUUCAAAAACAUUUCAAAAAUAUAUUGAUAAUAAGAUCGACUCCUCUUCGAAUGGCAUUCAGAUCAGAUCCACUAUGACAUGGUCUCUGUUAUCAAACAAAAGUCAAAAAGUGGAAAACGUUUAAAACCCCUUGACCUUUGAAAAGAAGAGCAAUUAAUCAGCAUCUUAAUCAGUGUGUUAUCUCUUGCAGAAGGUCCUAUUAUUGACUAUCCUUUGUCGAAUAAGACAGUGGUCGAAGGUACCAAUGUCUUCUGGCAUUGUGCUGUGUCAGCGAAUCCCAAGAAUAUUACUUACAGAUGGACAAAAGAUGAGAUAGCUAUUAAUACAAUUGAGCUGGGGCUACGAGCACAUGUUCAUGUAGGUUGAGGGUUGAAUUUUAACUUUUUGCGGUAUUUCAUAUGUUUUGAUGAGGGUUUUUUGGGGGUAUAGUAUUACUACCAAAGGUGGUAAAGUAAUGUAAACUAGUUUUUAGGGUCCUGAUUUUGGUAUCAGUAAAGUUCACCGAGAUGAUAAAGGUUGGUACAGAUGUGAAGCCACUAAUGGUUUUCCACCAGCAGCUCAGACGUCAGCUUUCCUUAAUGUUCAAUGUAAGCUAUAUCUUUUAGAGACGUUGCUAUUUUUCUCUAAAGCAAAGCUCAGUAAAACUAUUUUGGUUGACAAACUUUACUGAAGACCUACAUUUAUAUUAUCUCUUUUAGUCAAACCCGAGCUGAGUUCAGAAAGCAAGACAAUGUAUGUAGUGGCAGAAGGCGCUGACAGCACAGUAAAUUGUAAUAUGUUGGCUAACCCAUCGCCGUCUACUUACUUUUGGUCCAAAAACGGUCUUAUUUUGACAGAAAAUCAAAAAAGUCAUGGAUUCAGAAUCGAAAAGGAUCAGCUCGUCUUCGAGAAUGCUACAGUCGAGGAUUCUGGAAUGUACGCUUGUUGGGCCGAGAAUGUGAUUGGCAGAAGUGAUGUUUAUGAGAUGCAUGGUAAGAUAAACACCUUCUGGAUUCUUAUUGAUAUAUGAAAGUAAUAUGUAAAAUGGCAUAGCUUUAGUGGGGUGACCUAUUUCAAGGGGACGAUAGCUUUUGUUGAGAAAUAAGUUUUGUUUAUGAUGAAGGAAUAAUAUUUUUUAGGUAGUUUUAUAUGUUCAUACGUAUAUAAAUCUACCAUUUGUAUAAACUUUACCAUAGAAGUAUAAAGUUGUUUUAGUUAUCAUAACAGCCCCUCCAGUGUUCAGUAAAGAGCCUCCGGCAGCAAUUAAACUUGAAAGUGGAGAAAAUGCAGAGGCCUUGUGUGAUGGCUAUGGCGAUCCUCCUCCAACACAGUAUUGGCUACACAAUAAGGUACGAUUAAAUUUAAUUAUGUGGUUAGAAACUUCAUUUUCUUCAUGCCUUUAAGCUUUUCUGUUAUUGUUGUUAAUAUUCAUAUGCAGGAUGUACUUUGUUUUAAUAGGCAAUUUUUUUAGUUCUUGUUUUAAUAUAUUACUAAAAAUUUGUAUUUUUCAGCGAAAAAUCGAAGGCAAAAACCUAAAGAUCAUGAACGCAUCUCACGAAGAUCACGGUGUCUACGAAUGUGUACUUCAGAACCAAGUUGUGUCAGUCACGCGCAAUAUGACAGUUACCGUACACAAUACCAAGCCUCAAUGUAUCACGAAUCUACGUUUGAACUGUCAAUCUGAAAACAGCUUCAGAAUCGACUUCGAUCCAGGGUACGAUGGAGGCUACGAACAAAUGUUCCGACUUUACUACGCCGAGGUACACAACCUGACUAGUACUGAAGUGGUCGAAGCGUGGCACCAAAGCAACUUGUUCAAUGAAACUAGUGUGUCAUUGACAGGGCUACAGCUCUUCACACGAUACAGAUUCAUGGUCAGUCCUUCGAAUGAGUUGGGGAGUACCAAUUGUACCACUACUGACAAGUUUAGUAAGUUUUUACAAUUUGGUAAUGUAAUUUGAAUUUUGUGUUUGAUGAUGCAUUGUAUUUUAAUCAAUUUACUUGUUAAAUAUCAAUAUAUUAUCUAUUAUAUAAAAUUUCGGCGUAUUUUAGCAUGUUCGACACUUGGAACUCCGACUGGACUGAAAGCUUCAAACGAGUAUCUAGAGUGGAAUGAAGUACCGUACGCCACGUCCUACAGAGUAUCGUACCAAGAAAACCCAAAUGGCCAAUAUAAAAUCAUGGUGGGUAAUUUCGAAUGGUCAAUCUGCAUUACUUAUAUUAUCAACUUGAGUGGACCUAUAGUACCGAUAAUAUAAAAUGUAACACUAUAUUUACAGGGUGAAGUAGCAGACAAUCGAAUACAUCUGAAUUCAAACGAACUUAAUCAAAUGGCAUCGACGAACUUCUUUGUACAAGCAGCUCGUCCUUACUAUCCUCCAUCACAGCCUUCUGAAGUCAUUACCUUCAAACAGUUGAGUAGGUGUUUAAAGAGGGUUUAAAGAAGAUCUUUAUACCUACUUGAAGAGCUGAUAAACUUAAAUUUUCAUGAGUUUAUCGUAUUUCAGUGCCACCUACAGCUGUCUAUACUCACUCCUCCAUCUUGCUUGUGUCCAUGUGUUUGCUGGCGAUCAUCAUGUACGUGUUCGGAAAGAAUUACUGUAAACCAGGAAAAAAGAAGAACGGAUCGCAAUAUUCUCGUAAGUUGUAUGCCAUCUUACUCAUUGCUUUGGCUACUUGACAAUUUACAUUGUUUUUUAAAAUCUAAUUAUAACAUUAAAAAAAGGUUUCAACUGUCUUUGGUACGUUACUAAUAUCUCAUGUGCUUCAGAAGAUCAAUUUGUGUACAAGAACGGAAACGGACCUUACUAUUGGGAAUCAGAAGCGUUGCAGUCGACGGACCCGAAUCUGACAGAGUUUGAGUUCGACGACGAUGGGAAUCAGAUUGAUGAAAGACAAACUCCGAACACGAUGAUCAACGAGAUGCUACGACAAAAGUAUAUCUACUCGAAUGGGAACAGUGCUUUGGGAACGAUACGAGAGAAUCUGCACAUUGAGAGGCUUCGGAAUGAGUUGCGACAGUCUGCUCUGUAG